This is a messenger RNA of Aspergillus sclerotioniger CBS 115572, 1910 nucleotides long. Its product is annotated as aldehyde dehydrogenase. The record is from RefSeq and is a predicted model, not a curated record. The transcript has 4 exons. The coding region runs from base 309 to 1760 and encodes 483 amino acids. Gene Ontology annotation, molecular function: succinate-semialdehyde dehydrogenase (NAD+) activity. NCBI's taxonomy places the organism in Eukaryota, Fungi, Ascomycota, Eurotiomycetes, Eurotiales, Aspergillaceae.
UCAGUUUAUCAUAGAAUGAUGGCUCGACUUUGAGACCAAUGUUCUGGUCUUGAUUCAGGCAUUCCGACCAUUCCGCACUGCAAUGUGCGUUGCUUCUUUCACUGAAAAAGACCCGCCAUUCCCCGCCGAGCUGGCGGGGUGGGGACGUUUCUUAGUUUGUAUAGUUUGUAUACUGUCACUCAGGUUACGUACUCCCUAUUAAUUCCAAUGAAUCUCCCCUGGCGAGAUCCCCCUCCUCCUGCCUUGGGGGUUUACUUCACCUGAGAACUGUUUCUCCCUGUGUUCCCCCGUGCCCAUCUACACCUACAAUGGCAACACCAGCCCGCCCCUCGGUAAUACCCUUGAUCAUCAACGGCAAGGAGGAAUACACCAAGUCUACUUUUGAUGUGAUCAGCCCAUAUACCAACCAAGUUUGCUGGACAACAGCCUCAGCAUCACCCCAGGAUGCAAUCCGCGCAGUCGAGGCGGCGGAGGCAGCUUUCCCCUCUUGGUCGCAAACCAAACCUACUGUUCGCCGAGACAUCCUGCUGAAGGCCGCCGAUAUUUUGGACAGUCGUCUCGAACAGAAUUCGGAAUAUAUGCGGACGGAAAUGGGCGCCGAUGUGGGUGCGUCGCUGCAUUUUAUCGCUCCACUCGGGAUUCGCAUGUUGAGGGAUAUCGCGGGGCGCAUCACUUCCAUUUGCGGUAGUGUCCCCGUCGUCGACGAAGAGGGACAAAGUGCCAUGAUUUACAAGGAGUCCAUGGGGGUAAUUCUCGGGAUCGUACCCUGGAACGCUCCAUACGUGUUCGGAGUCCGCUCUGCUGCCUGCGCGCUUGCAACUGGAAACACGACAAUCCUUAAGUCCUCAGAACUCUCACCCUGCUCGUACUGGGCGCUUGCGCGUGCCUUUGAAGAUGCAGAGCUACCAGCGGGUUGUCUCAACCUGGUGUCUUGUGCACCCAAAGAUGCCCCUGACGUGGUGAAUGCCAUGAUUGAACACCCGGCUGUGCGCAAAAUCAACUUCACGGGCAGCACAGCUGUAGGCAGGAAGAUUGCUGGAGCUUGUGGACAAAAUCUGAAGCCGUGCUUGAUGGAAUUGGGAGGCAAGAAUAGCGCCAUUGUCUGCGCGGAUGCUAAUAUUGAGACUGCUGUGAAAGGAGUGCUGGCGGGCGCAUAUCUGAACUCAGGUCAGAUUUGCAUGUCUACAGAUCGCAUUCUUGUUCACUCCGCCAUUGCACCUGUUUUCAUUGAUGCACUCAAGAAAGCACUCAACUCCAAUGUCGAUCCUUCAUCACAGCCUCCAACAUUGGUCAAUAUGCGCUCAAAAUCACGGGUCUCCAGCAUUGUUAAGGAUGCACUAGCAGGCGGCGCCCACUUAAUCCACGGUUCAGUGGAUCAGGAUUCCGCUGAAGCAGGCAAUGGUGUUCGAAUGGGGCCUGUGCUUUUGGGUGGAGUCACUGAAAACAUGAGCGCUUGGCAAGAAGAGGCUUUCGCCUCGCUAGCAGCAUGUAUGGUCGUUGACAGCGAUGAAGAGGCCAUCCGGCUUGCAAACGGUAGUGGUUAUGGCUUGGUCGCAGCCGUAUUUACCGAAGAUCUGCGAAAGGGAUUGGCGAUGGCACGAAAAAUCCAGUCGGGCGCUGUUCACAUCAAUAGUCUGACUGUUCACGAUGAACCUGCCUUGCCGCAUGGAGGUGUCAAGAAUAGCGGAUGGGGUCGUUUUAACUCAUCCCAUGGAUUGGAAGAGUUCCUAGUCACUAAGAGUGUGACAUGGAUGGAUUGAUCUUGCAGGCUAUUUCCGAAUGGAAAGCCUCCGCAGAGCCGGCUCUGGAUCAGGAGGAAGAUAAAGAUCAUCUCUUUCAAAGAGGGUUACAUGAAGUUAUGAGAGUGAACCAUUUAUUCGUGGGACUAGUGUACUGCAAUUAGAUAUUAG